GGUCACUAGGUUUUGAGACACGGCCAUUGUGUGGAGCUCAGUCAGGAAUCUUCGCUCUUCUAUUCUUCCUUGUGUCUGAUUUUUAAGGGAGGAGCUGUAACUCUCGGGAAGAUCUAGAGACUUUGGCUGAGGAUAACAGCAGGACUGAAGGACGGUUAAUUAUGGAUCCAGCAUCUCUUCCAGAACAACUGUCAGUUGUUAAUGAACAGGUGCUGAACUCAUCGGACAGAUCAGUGACCUCAGCUGUGUGUCUGCGCCGCUUCCUCUGUUACGGCUCUGAGAGCGCCACAUAUAGCACUAAAGAGUGUCCUCUGGGUAUAGAGAACGCCCUGUCCCUGAUGCAGUUCAUCGAGGAGGGACGAGGCUGUGAGGUGGUGGAGGAGAUCAGACGCUUGAAUCUGGAGGGCCGCACUGUCCGUUCCAACCCCAGCCUCUUUGCCCUGGCUGUCUGCUCGCAGCAUGCAGACUGCAAGACCAGGAAGGCCUCCUUAGGGGCCCUGAAGGAACUGUGUCAAGCGCCUGUGCAGCUUUUCACAUUUGUGCAGUAUAAGAAAGAGCUGAAAAAGGGCUCUGGGAUGUGGGGCCGGGCUCUGCGGAGGGCCGUGACUGAUUGGUACAACAGCCAGGACGGAAUGAGCCUGGCGCAGGCCGUGACCAAGUGCAAACACAGGGCAGGCUGGUCCCACCAGGACCUUCUCAGGCUGUCCCACAUGAAGCCAACCAAUGACACUGUUGCACUUGUUUGCAAAUACAUCACAAAAGGAUGGAAAGGGGUUCAGGAAGCGUAUGGUGAUAAAGAGAUCUCUGAGGAUCUGCAGAAGGUUUUUGCAUAUCUGGAAGCUGUGGAGAAAGCCAAACACUCAACUGAUGAACAGGAGCUGGUUCAUCUUAUUGAGGAGCAGAGGCUGGAAAAAGAGCAGGUUCUGACCAACCAUCUGAAGUCCAAAGAGGUAUGGAAAGCAUUGCUAAAAGAGAUGCCAGUGGUUGUUUUAUUGAAGCAUUUGGGUAAGUUGACAGCAGACAAGGUUCUGGCACCAGGAAGUCCGGAUGUUGCAGCUGUUUGUGAAAGGAUUCAGGAUGAGACUGCCCUGAUAAAGGCAAAAACACAGCCGUUCAACAUUCUUGUGGCAUCUGAAAACUAUAAGAGAGGACAUGGGAAGCGUAGCAAACUGAAAUGGGAGCCCGAUGGAGACAUUAUUCAAGCCCUGGACUGCGCCUUCUGCAAAACUAUUUCAAUUGUGGAGCCCACAGGCAAGCGGUUUUUGGUUGCAGUUGAUAUAAGUUCUUCUUUGAGCAGUGUGACUCACGGCAGCUCCAUCAGCACUGUGGCAGUAGCAGCAGCAAUGUGCAUGGUAAUUGCACAAACGGAGCUAAACGCACAGAUUGUUGUUUUCUCUGAAGGAGGUGUUGUUCCCUGUACUAUCUCUUCUGAUAUGACUCUUAUGCAAGUAGCAGCACAGCUCAUCCAGACUCCUGGUGGCAGUACGGACUGUGCCUUACCCAUCACUUGGGCAUCAGAGAAUGAGAAAUCUGUGGAUGUCUUCAUCAUUUUCACCAAUAAUCACACCCUUGGGAGGAAAAAUCCAGCAGACACACUGAAGACGUAUAGACAAAAAAGUGGUGUAUUUUCCAAACUGAUUGUGUGUGGAAUGAUUGCCAACUCACUGUCCAUCGCUGACCCUGAAGACGGCGGCAUGCUGGACAUCUGCGGCUUUGACUCGCAAGCAGUCGAUGUCAUCCGUAACUUCGCACUUGAUGCCAUUUAAAAGCUUUAUGUUUUGUAACAUGCAGCCAGUUUUCUAAAGGACAACGAGACAUUGAUGCACCCCGCGUCAACAUGAAGAAAAAAAAGACAGUUCUUGCAUUUUAAUAAGAUAAUCACAUCGUUGUUUUUACAGGUUGGAAUCAAGUUAAGGCCUAAUUCAAUAUCCAGCAGGCUGGAUUAGUUGCAGUGAAAAUCAAGGGGAACAAAUUAAUGAAGUAACUAUUACGUUAACCCUAUUCAUUCAGUAUACUGUAUGUUUAACUUGGUCCAAUGUAAUGUCUUUUACACAUUUUUAUCAAGUUAAAAAGUUGUGUAUGUCACUGACCUUUGUUAGAAGUAAUGUUCUAUAUUUUUAGAGGCCUUGCUCAUUGUGUAAAGUCUUCAUUCAUGUUUUGUUCUGUGUAAUGAGAUGUUUUAAAAUAUUACACAUUGAGCUGAAAGUGCACAUACAGGUCUUCCACAAAAAUAUGAAGAGAAAUAUGAAGCAAAAUACAUUUGCAAGGUCAUUGAAAUGGAAAUCGAGCAAUUUGUUGCUCUCAGAAACCGAUGUAGCCUAUGUUUACAUGACCAUGAUGUACUAAAAAUGGAAAGAAAAAAUCGUUUUUCACGUACAGACGACAACGUUGUCAAAACGAUCCCCGUUCACACGGAUCCGCGGAAGCUAUUAAAAAAACACUGUAUUAUGCUGCCAGACCAGUAGUUGGCGAUGUCACUUUGUAAAGAAAAACUAUGCCUAUAAACUGAACGCAUAAUAUGCAUGAACAUGACAUCACCGUUUUCACAAAUUCGCAUUUUUGUAGUUUACACGAAGACGAUGACGGUAUCGUUUUCAAAAACUUUGAAAUCUGUUUCAAAUGUUUGCAUUUUCAGGCCCCCAAAAUGCCAUUGUCAUAUAAAUUAACAGCCAAAAUGUUUUUAGUUGAAAACAGUGUUGUGUAAACUGACCCUAAAUUACUAGACUUGUCAAUUUAAUGUUUAAUGUUCAAAUACUUCAAGUGUUUUGUGGUCCAGCAACUUGAUAUUUGAUAAAUGAACGCAAAUAACUACUAAUUAUGAUUCAAGAGAAGCUUUUCCCUUCAGUCUAUUUAAGACUUAACUGAAUAUUUUACAAUUUACUCCUUGGCGCACUUUUGAUGAACUAAAUAACACUAUAUAAAUAUUCCAAAACUGAGAAAAAAAGAGGUAUAUGCAUUAAAUGGUAGAGCUUGUUAAUGGAUCUUGCUUCUAGAUUCAUUUAUGUGUAGAAAGUUACCUUUGGCGUUUUCUGUUGCUCUUUGUGCCUCUUAAAGUCAAAUCAAGGUAAUAAGUUUGCUAAUGCUGCUAGGAUAAUAAUUAUGUAAAGGAAAUGUAGGCACAAACUAACAAACACUAAAAACAUCUGUAGACAAUUACUACCUGUUACUUCUGAGAUACAAAACUGAAUGUACCUUUGUUUUAUUUGUGUAAUAUUAGAGUUAAUUUAGAUCUAAACCUCUGAUGGGAUAAAUAAAUAUGACAAAUAAUGAAA
Messenger RNA from Ctenopharyngodon idella (grass carp), 3272 nucleotides. RefSeq names its product Ro60, Y RNA binding protein (gene ro60). The coding region runs from base 162 to 1766 and encodes 534 amino acids. Lineage: Eukaryota; Metazoa; Chordata; Actinopteri; Cypriniformes; Xenocyprididae. The record is from RefSeq and is a predicted model, not a curated record. Gene Ontology annotation, cellular component: ribonucleoprotein complex. Gene Ontology annotation, molecular function: RNA binding. The transcript is spliced from 9 exons.